This is a messenger RNA of Caenorhabditis bovis, 4401 nucleotides long. The record is from the annotation of a GenBank genome assembly. Lineage: Eukaryota; Metazoa; Nematoda; Chromadorea; Rhabditida; Rhabditidae.
AUGUCGUCUUGGUAUGCUUAUUUUGGCUUCAACAAGGGCCAACAAUUGGAUCCGGUCGAAGAAGAAACAUCUGAAGCAUCUCCUCAAAUUGAGGAAAAGACUGUGGAAGAUGAGCUCGCUGAAGCGAUGAAUCGACUAUCUCCAGACCAAAAAGUGAUAGUACAAGAUGUUCUCAGACGUGCCGAAACAUCGAGACGCGAAGCAAAGGUAGUUGUAGACGCUGAACUAAUGCGUUCUGCUUAUCGAAAACGAGCGACAAGCGGAGAAGACUCUUUCGAACUUCGACAUUCGUUGGUGCAAAUGGAUUCCAUUCCAGACAACGUCAUCACAGAAAUGCCAGGUCGUCGAGCAUCCGAAGACACUAGCGAAGAAGAAGCGUCAUCGAGUAACAUGAGACGUCGAUUUCAACGAAUGAAAUCACAUUUGACGACGUGGUUCAAUUCUCUCGACUACGACGGCGACUAUUUUGCGAUUUUUGAAUUAACUGGAAACAAACCACAACAACAAGAACACCUCGAAGACCUUACCAUGCAAUACAUUGAUGCGUUGAGUAAGGCAAUAAUGAUAUCAUCUCAUAUUGAAUACUCACAUCAUGUGAUAUCAUCGAACCCAAGGUUCCAAUUGAUGUGCACACGUUUCUGUGAAUCAAUAUUUGCACUAGCCUAUGAACAAUUAACAGUAGAGCUUAUUGACAACGAGCAACGUAAACGAUUGAACGAGUGUUGCGGCAGGAUUGCUGAAGAAGCCCUUCAGUCCGCAUUUUACAAUUUGAUGUCGAAAACGCUGCCGGCCGAGGAUGAUGCCGAGACAAUUGUGCAGGAAAUAUCUUUACUCCACAAAUCUCGAUCAUUUGAAAAUGCCAAGGAACUCGACGACUACCUUCAGAAUAUCAACAACACUUCAACCGGUAAAUUAAUAUUUGUCCAAUUGUUUUCAUUAAAUAACGUUUUCGAUCGGGAAAUGAGCCCAACGCAGUGUUAUGAAGUACUCGAAAAUGGAGUAUCAGAAGUGUCCUCCAACGAUUCUUUCGAAGAUCCAAUAGUUGAAGUUGAAGAACUGUAUUAUGAAACAGACUACACGAAGCGAGGGCCUCUUCGACAAAUUACUGAGCUGGAUGAAGACGGAGAGACCAGUAGCUCGUCUGGAAGUUUGGUGAUAUUCAGCGAUUCGGAAAUUACGGGGAAAAUCAAUAUGAAUGUGGAAGAGUAUAUUCAAAAAAUGAUCGAUCAAGUUUCGGAAAAACAAACUGAUGAUUUGUCGGAACAAUCAACAAGCCAGGAAUCAGAAGUCGACAAGCCAUUCGAGAUUCUUGCUGAAGAACAUUCUGCCAAAAGCUACAGCGAAAGUUCAUCAUCUGAGAUAGUUGAUGACACAUCGAACUCACUAGCAGAUUGGAAGCAACAAUCCGAAGAGCUCAGUUCUCCAGCAACAUCUGGAGCUGACUUCGAAACCUCAUUUGAUCAAGAACCGGUUGCCAAACCAGUGGAGGAAGCCCUGACUCAGGAGGAGCUUGACCAUAUUGCUCAGAUCCAGUCGAUGGCCGAUCAGACGUUCGCAGUGGCACCAACUAGACCACCUCCACCUCCACCUCCAAUGAGAAUCCCGACGAUCGAUGAGCCAGCAAUUCUGAAGCAACAAUCCGAGCAGCUCAGUUCUCCAGCAACAUCUGGAGCUGACUUCGAAACCUCAUUUGAUCAAGGACCGAUUGCUGAACCAGUGGAGGAAGCCCUGACACAGGAGGAGCUUGACCAUAUUGCUCAGAUUCAGUCGAUGGCUGAUCAGACGUUCGCAGUGGCACCAUCUAGACCACCACCACCUCCACCUCCAAUGAGAAUCCCGACGAUCGAUGAGCCAGCAAUUCUGAAGCAACAAUCAGAGCAGCUCAGUUCUCCAGCAACAUCUGGAGCUGACUUCGAAACCUCAUUUGAUCAAGGACCGAUUGCUGAACCAGUGGAGGAAGCCCUGACUCAGGAGGAGCUUGACCAUAUUGCUCAGAUCCAGUCGAUGGCAGAUCAGACGUUCGCAAUGGCACCGACUAGACCACCACCACCACCACCUUCAAUGAAAGACCCUACGAUCGAUGAGCCAACAGUUCUGAAGCAACAAUCCGAAGAGCUCAGUUCUCCAGAAACAUCUGGAGCAGAUUCGGAAAGGUCAUCUGAGAAUUUCUGUUUCUCAGUUGUUUCAGAAGGAGAAUCUCCAAUGAAUGAUGCAGAAAAUUAUAGCAAUAUACUGCUAGAAAACACCGUACAGAGUCUUGUUAGCGAUUCUAUUCAAUUUGCGAUUAAAAGUUUAAACCCCGCUUCUGUCGUUGAUAUCAGCGAGAAACCAAUGAUGGCAGAAGAAGAUGAUUGGAUUACGAAGCUUGUUGCUGAAUCUGCGUUAGUGGAAACGAAUACUUGUCAGUUCGAAAGGUCAGAUAGCCAAAAUCGAGACUCUCGUCGCCCUGUGAUUCCACCUAAACCAAAGAUGAAGAGAAUACCUACAAUUGAGGUAACAGCGUAUUUUGACGAUUCAAAUACGAAUGAUCGGAAUAGCGAAGAAGAAAAUGCGGGAAUAAGCGAAAAAACAGAUACUGGGAAAAAUUCUACAAAAUCGUCAAAUGAAGAGUAUUUUUCUGAAUUGGAAAGAGAUGCUAACGACGCAAGAAAAUCUCAGACAUCAAUUCAUUACAACAAUUUGAAUAUGCUUCAAUCGGAACAGCUCAAUAAGGAAUUGCAAGGAGAUCAAAUCCUUUCUCAUGAAGCAAUUAAAUGGAUUGAGAAUCUGGUCCGUAAUAAAAUAGCUGAGACCGCAAUUAACUGGUACGACAAACCGAAAUUGAUAAAAUUGAAUCAAAAUUGCGAUAGCUACACUGAUGAAUUAUCAUUCGAUAUAAUCAAUGACGCAAUCACAUCAGCGAGUGGCCAAACAUGCGAACAUGAAUCAGCGAAAUCCGAACUGAUUCAAAUAAAUAAGACAAAUAGAGACAAAUUUGGAUCGGAAAUUGACCAGGAAACUAUGGAAGACAUUUGUUUAAAUUCUGAUCUUCAACAGGAAGUUCAGCACUUAAUCGAUAUCGAGAGGAAUUUAAAACCGGACCAAAAUAACGCAAAGACAACUGAAGUAAACAAUGACGACUACAUUCCAAACGUUCCAUUCUGCUCAGCACAGUUGUCUGAAUUACCAACGGCAUCAAAUUCUACAAUUUGGACAGAGACUGAAAUUCGUGAUGGAACUGAAACAUACGGUGCGCAUCAAAAACCAUCCGUGAAUUAUGAAAAGGAAUCUAAAUAUACAACAAGCGAAAGCAGCAGUUCUCUCGACACAGACGGUGGAUGUUAUGAUGAGGAAAUUAUGAAAACCGCUAAUUGCGAGGCACGACUCAUCGAAAAUCAAAUACAACAAAUUGCAUUAUUAUCAUCAAAAAUAAAAUCUGCAAAAUCGCAACCACCAAUUCCCAUUAGAAGAGGCACAAUACAGCUUCACAAAUCAAUUCAACUAGAUGAAAACGUCAAAAGAGAGAUUACUGAAGAAGAAACAUGCCGGCAAUCAUUUCCUCCAAUGAGAAUCCCGACGAUCGAUGAGCCAGCAAUUUUGAAGCAACAAUCCGAGCAGCUCAGUUCUCCAGCAACAUCUGGAGCUGACUUCGAAACCUCAUUUGAUCAAGAACCGGUUGCCGAACCAGUGGAGGAAGCCCUGACUCAGGAGGAGCUUGACCAUAUUGCUCAGAUUCAGUCGAUGGCUGAUCAGACGUUCGCAGUGGCACCAUCUAGACCACCACCACCUCCACCUCCAAUGAGAAUCCCGACGAUCGAUGAGCCAGCAAUUCUGAAGCAACAAUCCGAGCAGCUCAGUUCUCCAGCAACAUCUGGAGCUGACUUCAAAACCUCAUUUGAUCAAGAACCGGUUGCCGAACCAGUGGAGGAAGCCCUGACUCAGGAGGAGCUUGACCAUAUUGCUCAGAUCCAGUCGAUGGCCGAUCAGACGUUCGCAGUUGCACCAACUAGACCACCUCCACCUCCACCUCCAAUGAGAAUCCCGACGAUCGAUGAGCCAGCAAUUCUGAAGCAACAAUCCGAGCAGCUCAGUUCUCCAGCAACAUCUGGAGCUGACUUCAAAACCUCAUUUGAUCAAGAACCGGUUGCCGAACCAGUGGAGGAAGCCCUGACUCAGGAGGAGCUUGACCAUAUUGCUCAGAUCCAGUCGAUGGCCGAUCAGACGUUCACAGUGGCACCAUCUAGACCACCACCACCUCCACCCCCAAUGAGAAUCCCGACGAUCGAUGAGCCAGCAAUUCUGAAGCAACAAUCCGAGCAGCUCAGUUCUCCAGCAACAUCUGGAGCUGACUUCGAAACCUCAUUUGAUCAAGAACCGGUUGCCGAACCAGUGGAGGGAAGCCCUGACUCAGGAGGAGCUUGA